AUGUUAGAAGUAAUGCGACCGUAUCGCAGAGUUGUAGAUUCAUUCACACACAGCAGUACUCCAGUCCAACGCACAAAGCGAUCAUUCAGUUCCACACCCCCACAUAAUAAGAAGGCAGUGAAUACCAGUAAUAUUGCUACUACUACUACUUCUACUACUACGAAUAUUAAUAAUAAUAUUAAUAAUAAUAAUUCGAAUACUCCUAAUAAAAAUACGAGGGUUUUUGCUAACUCUCCGUGGAGGGUGGCUAUUCCACCAAAGGGUAUUUUGAAAAGAACAUCAGCGGGCCGUUCCUCAUCAAUUGAGUCCGCCGGAUUAACGGAGGGUCAUUGCAGACAUGUACACUUUGAGGAUAGUUGUAUGUUGAAUGAUAACAGUAACUCCGGUAUAUUAACAGUGAGUAAUGAUAUUAUUUCCAGUAAUGAUGAUCUCUCUCUCUCAAGGACGACGACAGUAGUGAUGGGAAUAAGAGAAUCAGGAGAUGUGCCAACAGCAGCUUUGAUGAGAAAAGUGGGAUCCUCAACGGUGUGGGGGGAGGAUUCAUCGUGGUUUAAUGAACAGUUUUCUCUGGAAACGACUCCACGUAAGGAAAAGGAAAACCACAAUAAUAAUAAUAAUAACAAGAGUAAAAACAAAAGUAUAUACAAUGGAAAUCGUAGUCCAGGAACACCACGAAAAACAAAAACAGGUGUUGUUGCUACUACCCAUACCAACCACAUGGAUGCCACCGCUAGUAAUGACGAUAAUAAUUAUGAAAAGAAAAAUAAUAUCAACAGGAAUAACACUCAUACGAAAACCCGCAAGAGUAGUACUAUUACCAGUGAAAAGGGUAACUACAAAAAUCCCAAUGGGAAGAAAAAACGUAAUUAUAACCCCACCACCACCACCAGCAGCAGUAAUACUAUUAAUAAUAAUAAUACUCGAGGUGAUAAAAUGAAUACAAGACUUCCGACUAACCUUUCUCAAUUAAGAGAUGAUUUAUUAAGCCCCGCACGAAUAAUGACGCCUCGCUCGAGUAUAUUAGUUUCCAAUGUAACCUCUGAUAUGUGUGAAGGGUCCACAGAAGAUGCGGCGUUGCCUCUUUCUUCUUCUUCCCCUUCCUCCUCCUCCUCUCCUCCUCAUCUUUCUACUUCUACUUCUCCUUCUACCAUUCAUGCGAAUACUCCCCCAUCACCUCCGCCCGGUAAUAUAUAUGAAAGGGGUAUACCACCACAUAUUUCUCGAUUUCGUGUGGUGACAACACGACGAGGAACGCCGGGGCGGGCCUCUAGUGAAGCCGGUCUGUGCAAAGUGGAUAAAUCAACAGAUGCUCUUUUCUCAACAACAACAACAACAACAACAACGGCUUCGGCUGCGGCUGCUGCAACCCCACGGAAAAUGUCGUUAAUGCUCCGCUGGCGGCCAGGUACACCGCGUGUACCCCACAAUAAUAAUAAUAAUAAUAAUAAUAAUAAUAAUAAUAAUAUGAUGAUGCGGUGUGGGGGAGAGUCAAAAGUUGGUUGA
Messenger RNA from Trypanosoma theileri, 1503 nucleotides. RefSeq lists its product as uncharacterized. The record is from RefSeq and is a predicted model, not a curated record. The transcript has a single exon. The coding region runs from base 1 to 1503 and encodes 500 amino acids. NCBI's taxonomy places the organism in Eukaryota, Euglenozoa, Kinetoplastea, Trypanosomatida, Trypanosomatidae.